CUCGGCGGGGCGGCGCGGCGCGGCGCGGGGACGUCUUGGUGUGGACCUGCAGGUUCCUCGGGACUCGGGAGAUAAUAUCAGAAUUCCUCCUGGAAAUGCUAACUCCUUCCUAUCUCAGGAUACUGAUGUUUCUCUGAAAUGAGAUGAACUGAUGAAUUGGAACCAUGGUUCAAAAGAAGAAAUUCUGCCCUCGGUUACUUGACUACCUAGUGAUUGUAGGGGCCAGGCACCCAAGCAGUGACAGUGUAGCCCAGACUCCUGAACUGCUGCGGCGAUACCCACUGGAGGAUCAUGCGGAGUUUCCCCUUCCCCCAGACGUAGUGUUCUUCUGCCAGCCAGAGGGCUGCCUGAGUGUGCGGCAGCGGCGCAUGAGCCUUCGAGAUGAUACCUCUUUUGUCUUCACCCUCACUGACAAGGACACUGGAGUCACACGUUAUGGCAUCUGUGUUAAUUUCUACCGCUCCUUCCAAAAGCGAAUGCCUAAGGAAAAGGGGGAGGGGGUAACAGCAUCCCGUGGAAAGGAAGGCACCAGGGCCGCCUGUGCCCCAGAAGAAGUAGGCACUGAGAUCUCAGAGAGUAGCUCAUCCCUGCAGCCUCCUAGUGCUGACUCCACCCCUGAUGUGAAUCAGUCUCCUCGGGCCAAACGCCGGGCCAAGGGGAGCAGCCGGUCUCGCAACAGUACGCUCACAUCCCUGUGCGUGCUCAGCCACUACCCGUUCUUUUCCACCUUCCGUGAGUGUCUCUAUACCCUCAAACGGCUGGUAGAUUGCUGUAGUGAGAGGCUACUGGGCAAGAAGCUGGGCAUCCCUCGAGGUGUACAAAGAGAUACCAUGUGGCGAAUCUUUACUGGAUCACUGCUAGUGGAAGAAAAAUCAAGUGCUCUUCUGCAUGAUCUUCGAGAGAUUGAAGCCUGGAUCUAUCGAUUGCUGCGCUCCCCAGUACCUGUCUCUGGGCAGAAGAGAGUGGACAUUGAGGUCCUACCCCAGGAGCUCCAGCCCGCUCUGACCUUUGCACUUCCAGAUCCAUCUCGAUUCACCCUCGUGGAUUUCCCACUUCACCUUCCUUUGGAACUUCUGGGUGUAGAUGCUUGUCUUCAGGUGCUAACCUGUAUCCUGUUAGAGCACAAGGUGGUGCUACAGUCUCGAGACUACAAUGCACUUUCCAUGUCUGUGAUGGCAUUUGUGGCAAUGAUCUACCCCCUUGAGUACAUGUUUCCUGUCAUCCCACUGCUUCCCACCUGCAUGGCAUCUGCAGAGCAGCUUCUGUUGGCUCCAACUCCAUACAUCAUUGGGGUCCCUGCCAGCUUCUUCCUCUACAAACUAGACUUCAAAAUGCCCGAUGACGUCUGGCUAGUGGAUCUGGACAGCAAUAGGGUGAUUGCCCCUACUAAUGCAGAAGUGUUACCUGUUCUGCCAGAACCAGAGUCAUUAGAGCUGAAAAAACACUUAAAGCAGGCUCUUGCCAGCAUGAGUCUCAACACUCAGCCCAUUCUCAAUCUGGAGAAAUUUCACGAGGGCCAAGAGAUCCCACUUCUCUUGGGAAGGCCUUCUGCUGACCUGCAGUCUACCCCUUCCACUGAAUUCAACCCACUCAUCUAUGGCAAUGAUGUGGAUUCUGUGGAUGUUGCAACCAGAGUGGCCAUGGUCCGAUUCUUCAACUCUGCCAAUGUGCUACAAGGCUUUCAGAUGCACACACGUACCCUGCGACUUUUCCCUCGGCCUGUGGUAGCUUUCCAGGCUGGCUCCUUUCUAGCCUCACGUCCCCGACAGACUCCCUUUGCUGAGAAACUGGCCAGGACUCAGGCCGUGGAGUACUUUGGAGAAUGGAUCCUUAACCCCACCAACUAUGCCUUUCAGAGAAUUCACAACAGUAUGUUUGAUCCAGCCCUUAUUGGUGACAAGCCCAAGUGGUACGCUCACCAGUUGCAGCCCAUCCACUAUCGAGUCUAUGAUGGCAAUUCCCAGCUGGCUGAGGCUCUGAGUGUGCCACCAGAGCGUGACUCUGACUCUGACCCCACGGAUGACAGCGGCAGUGAUAGUAUGGAUUAUGAUGACUCAAGCUCUUCUUACUCCUCCCUCGGUGACUUUGUCAGUGAAAUGAUGAAAUGUGACAUCAAUGGCGACACUCCCAAUGUGGACCCUCUGACACACGCAGCACUGGGGGAUGCCAGUGAGGUGAAGAUUGAUGAGCCACAGAAGGAAGCAGAGGAGCCUGGCCCAGACACUGAAAACUCUCAGGAAAACCCUCCACUGCGCUCCAGCUCCAGCACCACAGCCAGCAGCAGUCCUAGCACCAUCAUCCAUGGAGCCAACGCUGAACCUGUGGACUCUACAGAGAUGGAUGAUAAGGCAGCAGCAGGCAUCUCCAAGCCUCUCCCUCCCGUCCCUCCCAGCACUGGCAAAUCGAAUGUGGACAGGCGUCAGACAGAUAGUGGAGAGGGGUCAGUGCGCCGACGAACCUAUGACAAUCCAUACUUCGAGCCCCAGUAUGGCUUUCCCCCUGAGGAAGAUGAUGAUGAGCAGGGGGAAAGCUACACUCCCCGAUUCAGCCAACAUGUCAAUGGCAAUCGGGCUCAAAAGCUGCUGCGGCCCAACAGCUUGAAACUGGCAAGUGACUCAGAUGCAGAGUCCGACUCCCGAGCAAGCUCUCCCAACUCUACCAUCUCCAACAACAGCACCGAGGGCUUCGGGGGCAUCAUGUCUUUUGCCAGCAGCCUCUAUCGGAACCACAGUACAAGCUUCAGUCUUUCAAACCUCACACUGCCCACCAAAGGUGCCCGAGAAAAGACCACACCAUUCCCUAGUCUGAAAGGAAAUAGGAGGGCCUUGGUGGACCAGAAGUCAUCUGUCAUUAAGCAUAGUCCAACCGUGAAAAGAGAGCCUCCAUCACCCCAGGGCCGAUCCAGCAAUUCUAGUGAGAACCAGCAGUUCCUGAAGGAGGUAGUGCACAGCGUGUUGGACGGCCAGGGAGUGGGUUGGCUCAACAUGAAAAAGGUGCGCCGGCUGCUGGAGAGCGAGCAGCUUCGAGUCUUUGUCCUGAGCAAGCUGAACCGCACGGUGCAGUCAGAGGAUGAUGCUCGGCAGGAUGUCAUCCCAGAUGUGGAGAUCAGCCGAAAGGUGUAUAAGGGAAUGUUAGACCUCCUCAAGUGCACAAUCCUCAGCCUGGAGCAGUCCUAUGCCCACGCAGGUCUGGGUGGCAUGGCCAGCAUUUUCGGGCUUCUGGAGAUUGCCCAGACCCACUACUAUAGUAAAGAACCAGACAAGCGGAAGAGAAGUCCAACAGAGAGUGUAAAUACCCCUGUUGGCAAGGAUCCUGGUCUAGCUGGGCGGGGGGACCCAAAGGCUAUGGCACAGCUGAGAGUCCCCCAGCUGGGUCCUCGGGCACCAAGUGCUACAGGAAAGGUUCCUAAGGAGCUGGAUACCAAAAGUUUAAAGGAAGAGAAUUUUGUGGCAUCUAUUGGGCCUGAAGUCAUCAAACCUGCCUUUGACAUUGGUGAAACAGAAGAGAAAAAAUCCCAGAUCAGCGCAGAUAGUGGUGUGAGCCUGACAUCUGCUUCCCAGAGGACAGACCAAGACCCUGUCGUCUGUGUGAGUCCAGCUGUUAUGAUCCGAAGCUCAAGUCAGGAUUCUGAAGUUAGCACCGUGGUGAGUAAUAGUUCUGGAGAGACCCUUGGAGCAGACAGUGACCUUAGCAGCAAUGCAGGUGAUGGACCAGGUGGUGAAGGCAGUGCCCACUUGGCAAGUUCUCGGGGAACCUUGUCUGAUAGUGAAAUUGAGACCAACUCUGCCACAAGCACCAUCUUUGGCAAAGCCCACAGCUUGAAGCCAAAGGAAAAGCUGGCAGGCAGCCCAAUUCGCUCUUCUGAAGAUGUAAGCCAGCGAGUCUAUCUCUAUGAAGGACUCCUAGGCAAAGAACGUUCUACUUUAUGGGACCAAAUGCAGUUCUGGGAGGAUGCAUUCUUAGAUGCUGUGAUGUUGGAGAGAGAAGGAAUGGGUAUGGACCAGGGUCCCCAGGAAAUGAUCGACAGAUACCUGUCCCUGGGUGAACAUGACCGGAAACGCCUAGAAGAUGACGAAGAUCGAUUGCUGGCCACACUUUUGCACAACCUCAUCUCCUACAUGCUGCUGAUGAAGGUGAAUAAGAAUGACAUCCGAAAGAAGGUGCGGCGUCUAAUGGGCAAGUCUCAUAUUGGGCUUGUGUACAGCCAGCAAAUCAAUGAGGUGCUUGAUCAGCUGGCAAACCUGAACGGACGUGAUCUCUCCAUUCGGUCCAGUGGCAGCCGGCACAUGAAGAAGCAGACAUUUGUGGUACAUGCGGGGACAGACACAAAUGGAGAUAUCUUCUUUAUGGAGGUGUGCGAUGACUGUGUGGUGUUGCGUAGUAACAUUGGGACAGUGUAUGAGCGGUGGUGGUAUGAGAAGCUCAUCAACAUGACCUACUGUCCCAAGACCAAGGUCUUGUGCUUGUGGCGUAGAAAUGGCUCUGAGACCCAGCUCAACAAGUUCUACACUAAGAAGUGUCGGGAGCUAUACUACUGUGUGAAGGACAGCAUGGAGCGUGCUGCUGCCCGACAACAAAGCAUCAAGCCUGGGCCUGAACUAGGUGGCGAGUUUCCGGUGCAGGACAUGAAGACUGGAGAGGGUGGCUUGCUGCAGGUCACCUUGGAAGGGAUCAAUCUCAAGUUCAUGCACAACCAGGUUUUCAUAGAGCUGAAUCACAUUAAAAAGUGCAAUACAGUUCGAGGCGUCUUUGUCCUGGAGGAAUUUGUUCCUGAAAUUAAAGAAGUGGUGAGCCACAAGUACAAGACACCAAUGGCUCACGAGAUCUGCUACUCCGUGUUGUGUCUCUUCUCAUAUGUGGCUGCAGUUCGUAGCAGUGAAGAGGAUCUCAGAACCCCACCCCGGCCCGUCUCUAGCUGAUGGAGAGGAUCUUGCAGCUGGCCCAGCCUGUGGGUCGCCCCUAGCCUUUUGCUGCUCCCAAGUGCACGAAGCUGCUGUGACUGAGAAGGGAUGGGGUGUGUGUGUGUGUGUGUGUGUGUGUGUGUGUGUGUGUGUGUGUUCUCUGCAGGCCCCUCCUGUGGCUUAGCUGGUUACGUCUUCAGGUAUGUCUUUGUGCGUGUCUGUCACAGGGCUAAGCUAGUCCCUCUUACCUUUCCCCUCUCCUAGACUGGCCUACUCUCAGGGCUCUGUGGGGCCGAUGUGAGCCCACCAUUGCGUGUCUUUGAGAUGUUUGUUUGUGUUGCGGUUCCUUGCCCUUGGCAUUAUACCUUUCAGUGCAGGAGUCUGCUCGCCAUCCUCUGUGAUCUGGCACAAGGCCACCUGGGGCAGCGCUACUCUAAGGUAGAUGGGAAACUUAAGAGUCUGCCCUUCUGGACAUGGGUGAACAGGGGACGGGAGGGAUGGGCCAUGAGAGUUGAAUGGCAGCCUCCUGCUUCAUUCUGCAUUUUUAUGCUGUGGCAUAAGGCGCUGCCGCCACCUGCCCCUGCUCCAUCCCUCAGCUGUGCUGAGGAGCAGCUAUGUGCCCAGCAGUGAGUUCUCCUGUCUGCCUGCCAUUGCCACAAAGGAGAGUGUGGCCAGGAGUCACUGGCCGAUCUGUUGCAGAGCCAGGGAGGGGUGGCUCAAGGCUACUGGGCAUGCCUGUAUGCAGGCAUUGUCCCCUGGUAUUGGAUGCCAGAAGGGAGAGACAUACUGGGGUAAAUGAUUGUAAAUAUUCCGGCUCCAUGUUAUUUAUAGAAAAUGUACAGCCUUGUGAAUGUGAAAUAAAAGUCCUUAACACUCCUG
Messenger RNA from Perognathus longimembris pacificus (Pacific pocket mouse), 5780 nucleotides. RefSeq names its product MAP kinase activating death domain (gene Madd). Gene Ontology annotation, biological process: regulation of apoptotic process; regulation of Rab protein signal transduction. The record is from RefSeq and is a predicted model, not a curated record. NCBI's taxonomy places the organism in Eukaryota, Metazoa, Chordata, Mammalia, Rodentia, Heteromyidae. Gene Ontology annotation, cellular component: cytosol. The coding region runs from base 165 to 4919 and encodes 1584 amino acids. The transcript has 33 exons. Gene Ontology annotation, molecular function: guanyl-nucleotide exchange factor activity.